UUUUCGACAGCCUUCAGCGAUCUUCUUCAGAGAAAUGGAUCUGCAAGAAUAACAGAAUGCAAAUACGAAGUUAACAUGCUCUUGCUGCAUGUUGAAAUGGUUUAAAGGCAGGACUUUACCGCACGUGUUGGUAUCAAAACCACCGUGUUUCCAUAUUUGUUUUCCUAAACCACCUGCAGAAACAGAACGUGUACCUGUACCUAUCUUUUUCUUGACUAGGUGUCACCUAAGGCAAAGACAGUUCCGACUUUAUAUGACCUGACAUGCUACUUACUGUAGUAAUCUGAUUGGUUGUUUUCUUCCCAGAAAUUUUAGGGCGCGUUUUAGCCGGUACCAGACCUCCUUUUCGCCCUCCUCUCCCUACCAAUGUAGCGAAUGACGAUCUACAACUCGUGAUGAGAAUGUGCUGGCGGGAGAUUCCAGAGGAAAGACCUGAUUUUUGGGAGAUUCGAAAGCUACUGAAGAAACUACAUGGAGGAAAGAAUAACCUCGUGGAUAAAAUAAUCUACAUGCUGGAAGAGCACUCACUCAAUUUGGAAAAACUUGUGGAGAAACGAACGGAACAGUGGAUUGAAGAAAAGAAGAGGACAGAGGAACUGCUUCACAGCAUGCUUCCAAAGAGUGUUGCUGAUCAGUUAAAGAGUGGACGACCGGUGGAAGCUGAAAACUUUGACGAGGUGACGGUUUUCUUCAGUGACAUCGUGGGAUUCACAGCACUCUCAUCAGAAAGUACUCCAUUACAGAUUGUGACUUUGCUGAAUGACCUCUAUACCACGUUUGAUGCUAUACUUCAGGGAUAUGAUGUUUAUAAGGUUGAGACGAUUGGCGACGCAUACAUGGUAGUCUCUGGUCUACCAAUCAGAAACGGGCAUCAACACGCCGAGGAAAUAGCAUGCAUGGCGCUUCAUCUUCUGCAAUCUGUGGAGAAGUUUAAAAUACGGCACCGUCCUGACGAGAAGCUAAAGCUGAGAAUUGGCAUCCAUAGCGGUCCCGUAUGUGCAGGCGUUGUUGGCUUGAAAAUGCCUCGUUACUGUCUGUUUGGUGAUACAGUUAACACUGCUUCAAGAAUGGAAUCUAACGGAGAAGGUUCGUAGAUCAAGAUAUAUGUUUAUCUCUUUCAGCGAUGAGCUAAAAUUUCUCCGAACCAAUCGAUCCAUCUUUAAACAGACUCGUGACGAGAAGGAAAAGUUAUUAACUAGGUGGUAAAGUUUUGAUCUGCCACGAAUUCUAAGAAAUGAUUGUUCAACCAAUGUUAGGGAGAAAAAAUAUUUUAAGCACGUUGCUGUUUGAGAUCCUUUCUUUCCUACCUUUUUGUUAUUUUGUGAAGCACCAUGCGUAUUCCAGUUUUUAUAGCGGCUAUGUUGUAUUUCGCUCCUUACUCGACGAACUAAGUAAAAAGGGUUUUACUUUAGCCACUUCUAAGAAGGCAUAAACAAGCGCCGCAAAAUCAAAGCUCUGUAAUAUACUACUUAUAGGAACACUGCAUUGGCUUGAAAGCAAUUUCUAAAUUAGGGGUGGCGAAUGGUCCUUCAAAAAAACAUGGGUCUCGCAAAAUUUUCGCCGAAUUUCAC
Orbicella faveolata is the source of this 1571-nucleotide messenger RNA. Its product is annotated as speract receptor-like. Gene Ontology annotation, biological process: intracellular signal transduction; G protein-coupled receptor signaling pathway; cGMP biosynthetic process. Gene Ontology annotation, molecular function: guanylate cyclase activity; peptide receptor activity; adenylate cyclase activity. Gene Ontology annotation, cellular component: plasma membrane. NCBI's taxonomy places the organism in Eukaryota, Metazoa, Cnidaria, Anthozoa, Scleractinia, Merulinidae. The record is from RefSeq and is a predicted model, not a curated record.